AAACCAGGGCUGAUGAUUUGGAAAAUGAGGGUGAACAUUUCCAUCAACAAAGCAUGGUGUUUUUAAACAGUUUGAGUUCCUUAAAUUAAGGCUAAUAGAUAUGGAGAGUGCUAUCACACUGUGGCAGUUUUUGCUGCAGUUGUUGCUCGACCAGAAGCAUGAGCAUCUGAUAAGGUGGACAUCAAAUGAUGGUGAAUUCAAAUUGAUGAAGGCAGAGGAGGUGGCCAAACUCUGGGGACUCCGAAAAAACAAAACAAAUAUGAACUAUGACAAACUGAGUAGAGCACUACGAUACUAUUAUGACAAGAAUAUUAUCAAAAAAGUAAUUGGACAGAAGUUUGUGUACAAAUUUGUUUCAUUUCCUGAAAUUUUGAAGAUGGAUUCACACAUUGUUGAAUUUGGAAGAGAAAGUCUUUUGCUGCAGGACAGCAAUCACAAAGUCUUCUCAGAGAAUGAGCAACACAAGAGUUUGCUUACAUCUCGUAAAAGCACCAGUCGCAGCGAUUACAUUCACUCAGGGAUGUAUUCGUCAUUCACAAUCAGUUCCUUACAGAACCAUUCUGAAGCAUUUAAAUCUAUAAAGGUGGAAAAAAGUGAAGAGCAGGUAGAAGAAAGUAUUCCAUCAGAGGAGCUCAGGACGGUUAUAAGAUUUGUGGCAAACAAAACGGAUAAGCAUGCUGCAGUACCAACAGCUCCACUGCAGACUUCCCCAGAGCCAUCUGCUUUUUUCUCCUCUUCAGUAUUCAGCAAAACAUCUUCACCUUUAUUGUCCGCUAAUUCAACAAGUGGGUCUUCCUCACCAUCCUCCCCUAAUCCAUCAUUUUUUUCUGAACACAGAAGCCCCUUUCUUGAAGUAGUUCCUGAUGAUUCAGACCAAAUUAUUGAGCCUCUUAACCUUUCUUCAGACUCGAAAGCCAGGUCUCCCACCUUUAUUGAGAAGAGGCACUCCGAAACUGUUUUCCAAAAGGCUAAGAAACCCAAAGGUCUGGAAAUCUCAGCCCCUCCUUUGUUAUUAUCUAGUACUGAUAUCGCUUCCAUUGCUCUCAGUAGCCCAGCACUUCCCUCUGGUUCCUUAACACCUGCUUUCUUCACUGCUCAGACUCCUAACGGAUUGCUUCUGACACCAAGCCCACUGCUGUCUAGCAUUCAUUUUUGGAGCAGUCUCAGUCCAGUAGCUCCAUUAAGUCCUGCCAGGAUGCAAGGACAGAAUACUUUAUUCCAGUUCCCAUCUCUGUUAAACGGCCAUUUACCAAUGCCUGUUCCCAGCCUAGAGAGGGCAUCAUCUCCUGUACUGCUUUCUACAAAUCCUCAGAAGUCCUGACAGUAUCAGGAUAAAAACAAAAAAGCAAUGUAACUCUUUAUGGACAUAUUUUUACAGUAUUCAGUUUUGACCUCAUAUAUUACAAACAGACAGUCCUGGCUCGGUUUAGGUUUGCACUUUUGUAAUGCAUAAAUGCUCUUGUGUUGACAAAUAUAUUUUUAAGAUAUUCCAUUUUUAAUACCUUUUUUUAGCAUUUCUUUUAAUGGCACAAUUGUAAGUGUUGAACACUGAUGAUAUGCUUAAAUGGGUUCUAACAUGAACUUCCUUACUAUAUGUACCAAGGCUGUGAAAAACCUCAUUUCUAUAUCUUAUGCACUGUACUUGCAAUGUAUAACCGGCUGUGCCUUUUUUUUACUACUUUUUUUUUUUUUUUUUACAAAAUGUUUAAUGUAAUGGUAUGUAAAUGUUUAUAUAUAUAUGUAUUUUAGCAUUGAAAUGAAGGUUUUAAAAAUUAAAGGUGCCAUAACAGCAUUUAUUUUUUCCCAACAGGAACCUAAUUAACAAUUAUUUUCUUUUCAUUUUGUGUUAAAUGCUUAUAUACAGCAAGAAACUAUGUUCUUUGGUAAACUUACAAAACAAUAAAUGUAAUAUUUCUAA
Messenger RNA from Protopterus annectens (West African lungfish), 1918 nucleotides. It is a transcript of the gene ELK3, whose product is annotated as ETS transcription factor ELK3. Gene Ontology annotation, molecular function: DNA-binding transcription factor activity, RNA polymerase II-specific; sequence-specific DNA binding. Gene Ontology annotation, biological process: cell differentiation; regulation of transcription by RNA polymerase II. Gene Ontology annotation, cellular component: nucleus. Lineage: Eukaryota; Metazoa; Chordata; Ceratodontiformes; Protopteridae. The record is from RefSeq and is a predicted model, not a curated record.